Molecule: messenger RNA, 384 nt
Organism: Lolium rigidum
Lineage: Eukaryota; Viridiplantae; Streptophyta; Magnoliopsida; Poales; Poaceae
Exons: 5
Coding region: 1-384 (127 amino acids)
Source: RefSeq, a predicted model, not a curated record
AUGGAGAUGGAGAGGAUGCUCGGCUGCCAGAUCCCGGCGUUCGGGGUGUGGAACUACUGCAGCGACCUGCCCAUCACGCAGUACUUUGACCUCGCCAUGCAGGCCAGGCUGCUCAAGCGCGCCCAGAUCAAGGUGAUAAGGAGAGAAGUAGAGAAGCAGAGCGACACUGACGGCGCCGAGCUGCUGCGGGAGGAGGGUGAUGGCGGCAACGGCAAGGGAGCUAGAGUGUCUGACAGCGCAGUGAAGCGUAUGGUUGCUGUUGGCCCUGUGGAUGAGGACCUCUACAAGGUGCCACGGCCGCUCAUAUACCAAAAACCCAGAAAGAUGCGGAAGGUGGUCUGGAGCUUGUGGAUUGGGUGCCUGGGGCUGGACUGCAUUGCCUAA